AUAAUCGAAACAAUUGCGAAAUGAAGGUCCUAACUCUUCUCCUCCUCACCGCCUUGGUGGCAGUGGCCUCUGGCCGCCCGAACGGCGGUUGGUUUGGAAACUUAGGCGGCAACUGGGCCAGGAAGUUCGGCUGGGGAUCCUCCAGUGACGAGGAAAGCGUGCAGGAGCAGAAGUGGAUUAGCCAGAAUCAGUGGAAUCCCAAUGGUCAGGGUCAGUGGAAUGCCGGCAAUGGUCAGGGUCAGUGGAAUGCCGGCAACGGUCACGGACAAUCUCACGGAAAUAACCAUGGAAUCGGAAACGGACACAACCAUCAUGGUAACCAUCAUGGUCAUGGCAAUGGUCAUGGUCACGGUGGUCACCAGCCUCCUCCACCACCACCACCACCAACGGAUCUGCCUGAGCUGACCACCGAGGACGAUAUUGUAUCCACCACGGAUGUGACCAAUCCCGCAGAGGAGACCACCCUGGCUCCCGAGCUUCCAGAGGAAUCCACCACCCUGGCACCGGAGGAAAUCACCACCGGCUCUGAAGAAGGUAGCGGUUCCGCGGAAGAUAGCACCACCCUGGCCCCAGAAGCCCCUGAGGAAUCCACCACUCAGGCGCCGGAGGAAAUCACCACCGACUCUGAGGACGGUAGCGGUUCUGAGGACACCACUCAGGCUCCGGAAGAAACUACCACUGAAGCCGAGGACGGAAGCGGUGCUUCUGACGACACCACUGUGGCACCUGAAGACCCAGAGGAUUCCACGACCCAGGAGCCGGAGGAAACCACCAGCGACUCUGAGGAUGGAAGCGGUUCUACCGAAGAAUCGACCACUGAGGCUCCCGAGGAAUCCACCAGCGAGGCUCCCGAGGAAUCCACCAGCGAGGCUCCCGAGGAAUCCACCAGCGAGGCUCCCGAGGAAUCCACCAGCGAGGCUCCCGAAGAAUCUACCAGCGAGGCUCCUGAAGAAUCCACGACUGAGGUUCCCGAGGAAUCCUCCAGCGGGAUUCCCGAGGAAUCCACCACAGAUACUUCCGCGGUCUAAGAAGUUGAUUUCGUAGUUCCCAAGGCUCCUGGAGCAUUUCCUCAAGAAUCGUUCAGAACUGGACGUUGCCAAGUAACAAGGCUAUUAAACAAAACGUUGUAAAACGAUCUAUGGUGCAAAUAUUAAACUGUUACAGCUAAA
This is a messenger RNA of Drosophila teissieri, 1169 nucleotides long. Its product is annotated as flocculation protein FLO11. NCBI's taxonomy places the organism in Eukaryota, Metazoa, Arthropoda, Insecta, Diptera, Drosophilidae. The record is from RefSeq and is a predicted model, not a curated record. The coding region runs from base 21 to 1028 and encodes 335 amino acids. The transcript has a single exon.